GGCUCCGGUCCGCUGAACGAUAAGACGUUGUUCAAAGAGAGGAUUAGUCUUCUGUCUCAGAGCGCCGCCACGCCCAUCCACUGUCUGUUUGAGCACAUAGCCAAUGGAGAUGAGGUGGAGGUGAAGCGUCUGCUGAGUGAAGGAGAGAACAACGAGGACGUCAGGAUGUGUCACCCCCUCUGCUCCUGUGACCUCUGUGACCUCCAGGUGUCCGGGCGGUUGAACGACCCGUCCAUCGUCACGCCGUUCUCCAGAGACGACCGAGGUUACACUCCGCUGCACGUCGCCGCCAUCUACGGUCAGGCCCGCCUGAUCGACUUGCUGGUGUGUAAAGGAGCGGCGGUGAACGCCACGGACUACCAUGCCCUCACUCCACUGCACCUGGCCUGCCAGAAGGGGUACCAGGGAGUCACGCUGCUGCUGCUGCACUAUCAAGCCAACACUGACGCUCAGGACAACAACGGAAACACACCGCUGCACCUCGCCUGCAUGUACGGCCACGAAGACUGUGUGAAGGCGAUGGUUUACUACGAUGUGCAGAAGUGCCGCCUGGAGCUUCAGAACGAUAAAGGCGACACGGCGCUGCACAUCGCGGCGCGUUGGGGCUACGAGGGGAUCAUCGUGGUGCUGCUGGAGAACAGAGCCAACACCGACGUCUUCAACAAGAGCCGAGACACCCCGCUGCACUGCGCUCUCAACUCCAAGAUCCUGGUGUUGCUGCAGUCGACUCGGAGCGCUCUACGCAGCAGCAGCGGAGUCGAUUCUCCCAGUCGCUCUCCUCUGGCUUCAGACUGCAGCAGCCGCCGAUCCUCCGCCUCCAGCGAGUCCUCUCUGAACUCUGAAGUCAAACCGGACGGAGUCAGGGUCCGACACCGAGAGGUGGAGAAGCUGCUGCGUGCCAUAGCAGACGGCGAUGUGGAGAUGGUGCGUUACUUGUUGGAGUGGAUGGAAGAGGAAGAGGAUGAUGAAGAGGAUCUUCGGUCAGAGGUUCUGCUUUGCCAUCCGCUGUGUCAGUGUCCAAACUGCGCUCCCACUCAGAAGCUCUCGGUGCUGCAGGCCGGCUCUCUGGGGGUGAACAGCUGUAACGUGGACGGCUUCUCUCCUCUUCACGUCGCUGCGCUGCACGGACACGCACCGCUGCUCGCUCUGCUGAUCCGACACGGAGCCAACGUCAACGAGAACAACCACAGCGCCACGCCGCUGCACCUGGCCGUCCAGAACAGCCACGUCCAGGUGAUGAGGUUCCUGUUGGAGUGCAACGCCAAACUGAACAAGAAGGAUCACUAUGGAAACACGCCGCUCAUCCAGGCCUGUCUGUGUGGGAACCUGGAGACCGCCAGCACCUUGUUACAGAGCGAUGCGUUGGUGAACGUGGUGAACCAGCAGGGGAACACGGCGCUGCACGAGGCGGUGCGAGGGGGGCAGCAGGCGCUGGUGGAGCUGCUGCUGAGGGGGGGGGCGGCGCCGGGCCUCAGGAACAAGAGGCAGAGGACAGCGCUGGAAUGCGCCUACGAGCUGGGAGGCAAGAACACGGAGAUCCUGAGAGCUCUGCAGCAAGCGUCCGGACUUUCUCCCGACGCUGAGCCAAUCAAACUCCUCUCUGUGCCCAAAGGCGCUCUGGCUCAUUCCUUCGUGCAGCGUCUGCGUCUUCAUGAUCACGCAAACGGCCGGAGACAGAAACUAGCUCAGUCCAUCAGCAGGAUGAAUCAGAUGAAGAAAGGAACAUCCAGGUGUUCACCGAACUUCAACCCGGAGAGUCCGGUGAGGAGGAGGCUGAGGAGGGGGGAGACCCUGGAGGUCAGCAGCCCCUCAGCGAGCCUCGAUGGUGGGGCUCGGAUCAGGGAGAGGCCCCUGGGUCGCUGGCACACCCUGGACUCAGGAGAACACACAGAGGAACACACACACACUCUGAACGCUCCAGAAGACACUCUGAACUCACCUGAACUCACUCUGAGCGCUCCUGAAUACACUCAGAACGCUCCUGAACUCACUCUGAACGCUCCAGAACACACUCAGAACGCUCCUGAACACACUCUGAACGCUCCAGAACACACUCAGAACGCUCCUGAACACACUCUGAAUGCUUCAGAACACACUCAGAACGCUCCUGAACACACUCUGAACGCACCUGAACACACUCAUAACGCUCCUGAACACACUCAGAAUGCUCCUGAACACACUCUGAACGCUCCAGAACACACUCUGAACGCUCCAGAACACACUCAGAACGCUCCUGAACACACUCUGAAUGCUUCAGAACACACUCAGAACGCUCCUGAACACACUCUGAACGCUCCAGAACACACUCAGAACGCUCCUGAACACACUCUGAACGCUCCAGAACACACUCUGAAUGCUUCAGAACACACUCAGAACGCACCUGAACACACUCUGAACGCUCCUGAACACACUCUGAACGCUCCAGAACACACUCAGAAUGCUCCUGAACACACUCUGAAUGCUUCAGAACACACUCAGAACGCUCCUGAACACACUCAGAACGCACCUGAACACACUCAGAACGCUCCUGAACACACUCUGACACACCUGAACACACUCAGACACACCUGAACACACUCAGAACGCUCCUGAACACCACUCUGAACGCUCCAGAACACACUCAGAACGCUCCUGAACACACUCAGAACGCUUCAGAACACACUCAGACCGCUCCUGAACACACUCAGAACGCUCCUGAGACACACUCAGAACGCUCCUGAACACACUCUGAACGCUUCAGAACACACUCUGAACGCUUCAGAACACACUCAGAAUGCACCUGAACACACUCAGAACGUUCCAGAACACACUCAGAACGCUCCAGAACACACUCUGAACGCU
Gymnodraco acuticeps is the source of this 2841-nucleotide messenger RNA. It is a transcript of the gene ankrd27, whose product is annotated as ankyrin repeat domain 27 (VPS9 domain). Gene Ontology annotation, biological process: neuron projection morphogenesis; early endosome to late endosome transport. Gene Ontology annotation, molecular function: SNARE binding; guanyl-nucleotide exchange factor activity. Lineage: Eukaryota; Metazoa; Chordata; Actinopteri; Perciformes; Bathydraconidae. Gene Ontology annotation, cellular component: tubular endosome; transport vesicle; late endosome. The record is from RefSeq and is a predicted model, not a curated record.